This is a messenger RNA of Podarcis raffonei (Aeolian wall lizard), 1563 nucleotides long. It is a transcript of the gene GPR18, whose product is annotated as G protein-coupled receptor 18. Bases 154 to 1116 code for a protein of 320 amino acids. Gene Ontology annotation, cellular component: membrane. NCBI's taxonomy places the organism in Eukaryota, Metazoa, Chordata, Lepidosauria, Squamata, Lacertidae. Gene Ontology annotation, biological process: positive regulation of Rho protein signal transduction; phospholipase C-activating G protein-coupled receptor signaling pathway. Gene Ontology annotation, molecular function: G protein-coupled receptor activity. The transcript has 2 exons. The record is from RefSeq and is a predicted model, not a curated record.
UCUAUUUUAGUAAACGGAAGUUAUUACAGAGACAAGAGCUCCAAAUCUUUUGCAGAUCAGAGAGUACAAAGAAGGCAUCUCUAAAAGAACAGCAAAGUGCAACCAGGUAUCAUGUUGUAAGUUGUGAAUAACUACAAUCAAAAUCUAAUUGCAAUGUCUGGAAGCGACCAUCCUGAAGAGUACAGAAUUUCAUCGCUUGUCUUCUACAGCUUUAUUUUCACAAUUGGCUUAUUUGUUAACGUCACGGCUCUCUGGGUCUUCAGCUGUACCACCAAGAAGAGAACAACGAUAACUAUAUACAUGAUGAACGUUGCGUUGCUUGACUUGCUUUUUAUAUUUUCCUUGCCUUUUCGGAUGCUUUACUAUGGCAAACGGUCUUGGAUCUUUGGAGAUGUCUUCUGCCAGGUUCUUAGUGCGUUUACAAUUUUUUACCCCAGCAUCGCUCUAUGGCUGCUAGCUUUUAUAAGCGUGGAUAGAUAUCUGGCUGUUGUGCAGCCCAAACAUGCUAAGGGACUCAAGAACACAACCAAAGCUCUGACAGCCUGCAUAGGCCUUUGGAUAACGACUUUAGCAACAUCUUCUCCACUGUUGUUCUUAGAUUCUGAUCCAGACAGAACGUCAAACUUCACCACUUGCAUUAAGAUGAUGGAUAUUAUCUACCUAAAGGAAGUCAAUGUAUUAAAUCUUUCUCGACUGAUUCUUUUCUUCUUGAUCCCUCUAUUUAUCAUGAUUGGUUGUUACCUAGUCAUCAUUCACAGUCUCGUUCGUGGAAGAACUUCCAAGCUGAAACCAAAGGCUAAAGAGAGGUCCAUCAGAAUUAUUGUGACACUGAUUGUCCAAGUGCUUGUGUGUUUUGUGCCUUUUCACAUUUGUUUUGCAUUUCUGAUGCUCCAGCAUGGACCUGCAAGUUAUAACCCAUGGGGAGCGUUUACCACCUUUCUCAUGAAUCUCAGCACAUGUCUAGACGUAAUUUUGUACUAUCUUGUUUCUAAACAAUUUCAGGCCCGAGUGAUCAGUGUCAUGCUUUAUCGUAAUUAUCUUCGAAGCGUACGAAGGAAAAGUACACGAUCUGGAAGCAUGAGGUCAUUAAGUAAUAUCAACAGUGAGAUGAUAUAAAAAAACUGUCAAUAAAUACUUGAAUAGUAUUCAACAGAGCACAAGAAAGUAUAGCAAAACUUUAAGAACAAAUGGAAAAUGUCAAAGAAGAAAGAAAUAACUAUCAUUCCUUUCUCAAAUGGUUUCCACUCUGAAAAAAGAGGUUAGCCUAUUUGGACAUGCAAUGAGACUCCUGCUUAUUUAAUAAAUUCAAUUUUAUACCUGUUUCCUUAUAAUUUUAUUAUCUUUGCUGCUUGGGUGUAAAGAUUAUGUUACCUUUCUGGAAAUUCAAAAUCUGAAACUUGGUUGAAAAUUGUAUUAUUCCAGUGUUUAUAGGAUUGCCACACACAUGCAAGAGGGGGGAAGCAUGGAAAGGGGGAAACUGUAGAAUUCCUUAUUUUGAAAUAAAAGCCUGUAGAAUUCUGUAUUUCAAAAUCAAGUUUUCACCUGCAAUAAACAUUUAAGUAA